Cladocopium goreaui is the source of this 1242-nucleotide messenger RNA. Lineage: Eukaryota; Dinophyceae; Suessiales; Symbiodiniaceae. The record is from the annotation of a GenBank genome assembly.
AUGAAACGUCCUGCAGCUAAGACGCCUUUAGCUCCCAAAGCCUCAGGAGCCAAGAAAGCUGCCGUUGCAAAGAUCAAAAAGCCUUCAGCUUCUGCGAAGCAGCUUCCAAAGAAGAAGCCCCAGGCUGCGCCCAAAAAACAAACCAAAAAGGAACCAAAGGAUGUCUCCAAGUCGAUCUCGUUACGAAUCCUCUACAUUGCUGGAGGGGAGCUGCUGCAUCUGACCUGUCCGGCCACAUGGACCACCACGGAUGUGAGAGCAGCGGUGAACCAGGAACUGUCGAGGGUCCAAGCUGAUGGGCGUCUUGAAAAGUUGGUUCAUGUUGGAGGCGGGGUCAUCCCGGAUGGACAAAAACUGGCAGAGGCUGGUUUGCAGCAUGGAGCAGAAAUCUAUGCGGUGCUCUACCAGCCUCUGUCUAGUGAGGAGGAGGAAGAAGAUGAACUCUUUGAUGGUUACUCUGACUACGAGCUGGAUGAUGACUUGUACGAUUUGGACCACACCCGACCGGCUACUGGAGAGUGGGACGAGUGCAUCCAUGGAUGCGGCAACCGCGGCAGCAGUUACUAUGGCGGUGAGUGCCGCAGUUGCUAUGGAGCCUUCCGCUUCGAGUGUUACGCCUAUCCGGGCCACUACUUAGCCUUCUUCCCACCGACGCAUCUUCGAGUGGUGGGAGGCACUGUCGAAGAGAAGACUGCCAUUGAUUUCAUGCUGGUGGAUUAUGCCAAGAUGUUCCAAUACAUCACCGUAGAAGAGGUGCUGACGCCUGCUGUGACGAAACUGGGUGGCCAGCACAAGUCCGUAUCAUUGGACGACCUUCGACAGGACAAGAAUGUCCGGCUGUACUUCGAGAACGUGCAGAAAAAGCCGAUCUGGGCCGAUGAGGACUUUGAGCUCUUCUUUGGCACCAGAGCCAAUGAGUGGGACUACGAUGCAAAGAGAGCAGAGGUGCGAUUGCGUUCGAAGCACGAGCAGAUGGCACAACUGCUGCGGCGUGCACGGAGCGUUGCUGAGGUGGGUGCCGCCAUCUCGGCUUCCUACGAGUUGGACAUCGAACGGCUUCCUUUGGAGACCAUUGAGGUGGUUCUCAAGAGUUUGAGUCUACCGUCCCACCCCAAAGCGGAUGUGACCACACAGAUCAACCACCUGGAUGCGCAGAAGAAGAUUCUCAUCGCCCUGCCCAAUGUGUGCGAAAAGAAGAACAUGUCCUUCAAGCGCACGUUGGAGCUGAUCGUCUUCGCCUAA